Messenger RNA from Stereum hirsutum FP-91666 SS1, 856 nucleotides. Its product is annotated as L domain-like protein. The transcript is spliced from 4 exons. Gene Ontology annotation, molecular function: protein binding; U2 snRNA binding. Bases 1 to 741 code for a protein of 246 amino acids. Gene Ontology annotation, biological process: mRNA splicing, via spliceosome. Gene Ontology annotation, cellular component: U2 snRNP. NCBI's taxonomy places the organism in Eukaryota, Fungi, Basidiomycota, Agaricomycetes, Russulales, Stereaceae. The record is from RefSeq and is a predicted model, not a curated record.
AUGAAGCUCACACCUGAGCUCAUCGCGCAGGCCCCCUCGUCGCUCAAUGCGCUCAAAGAGCGUCAGCUCGACUUGCGAGGCUAUAAAAUCCCUGCCAUCGAAAAUCUUGGCGUGACCAGGGACCAACAUGAUGCCAUAGACCUCACAGAUAAUUCGAUCGUCGCGCUUGGAAACCUGCCGCUGCUCAAACGACUACAUACACUCCUUCUUGCCAACAACCGAAUAUCCUCAAUUUCCCCAUCUAUCCACCUUUCCGUCCCACAUCUCACAACACUCGUUCUUACGAACAACAAUAUCACGGAGUUGGGCGACUUGGAGCCGUUGCGGGAGGUCAAGGGACUCAAGUACCUGAGUUUGAUGGGGAACCCAGUGCAAGAAAAGAAAUGGUAUCGCGAAUGGCUUGCCUGGAGAUUACCAGCGCUGAGAGUUUUGGACUUCCAGAGAAUCCGUGACAAGGAACGAGAAGCCUCCAAGAAGCUUUUCCUCACCGCGGACGGCCUGAUGAACGCACUAGCGACUUCAAUAUCCACCUCCGCCACGCAGACCUCAAAACAUGUCGUAUCGACUGAUGAGCCACGUCCAGUUGCCGUGCCCGGGAAAGCAGGUCGUCUGAUGUCGAAAGAAGAGGCGGACAAGGUGAAGGAGGCCAUCGCGAAGGCCAGCUCGAUUGAGGAAAUCAGGAAGCUGGAGAGGAGUUUGAAGGAGGGUUUCUUGCCAAGCAUGGAGUCUGUCGGGGCAUAGCUGUGUAUUCUGAAUUUUUCUUGUAUUCUUGUGCUCAAUGGUUGAUACUCGCUCAAUCUGUAUGCAAGCGCACUCGCGUGACCGAUAAUGAUGAAAGACACAGAUUCAUUUCCGC